AUGGCUGCCAGCGAAUGUGUGCUGAAACGUUUUUCGGCGGAAUUUCAAGAUUUUCUCCAAACCAGAGCGCAGUGUAAAGAUUUAAGCAGGCCAGGACAGUCCGUGGUACUGAAACAGAGCACAAACCUCGGGAAUGGAGAUUUCGUCGUCCCGUCUGUUUUCGUCAAGGCGGCUUUUCCGGACCGCGCGAUCCUUGAAAGUUUCCUGUCUUCAAAAGAACUGGCUGAGUCCCUGUUGAGCUUAAGUUUGCCCGUACAGCAGCUCAGUAUAUCAGAUGAUGGUCGACUCUGUCUCAAGCUUUCCCGGCCACAGACGUUCCACAAGGUUCUUUCCAACGUGGAAAAACUGAAGUCAAACUAUGGGCCUAUGGAGAACAGUGGUGACAAUGUGGCUGUAGUGAAUCUUGUACCACAGAACUACAGGACUUGUGGUAAAGCUGACAGUGGGCAGAGUUUGGUACAGCUGAGAGGAGCGUUGAUAGCGUCACAUGUGGCAGCACUACUCAAGGCUAAUGGGUUUGAAGUACACAAAGUGAAAUCCAACGUGCAAGGUGAACAUGAAGAAUUUUGGGACAUCCUGUGUGAAGGUGUCCAGUCAUCAGCUGUGGACUCUGAGUCUGACUCAGGGACAAGGGAACAGAUUCUACAGGCAACAGCAGAGUCUAAAUACAGAAUAUCAGACUCAGAGGACAGAAGACAUUUGUCAUCAAACAAUGAGGAAGAUACAAAGGACUGUUCAAAACAAGAGAGGGAAAGUGUUUCUGAUCCUAGUGAUGGACUGACUGGAAAGGAAAAGUUUGUCAUGUUAGAUCUGAAGAAAUUCAUUGAGGAUGGUUCUUUACAAACUGGUAAAGAUGGGUAUGAUCCAAACCUGAAGACAGUAACUGUUCUAGAGGGAAAUCAGCCCACCCUGCUGAUGGAAGAAGUCAUUUCUCUACAAACGAUUUUAAAGUUGGACUCUGUGAAGACCAAGGCACCUGUUGUGGUGCACGUGGCCAGCCAUGGGAGGGCCUUCCAUGCACAACAGGUGGACAUGACCUGGAGGAUGUUGAACCUAAAUGAGGUCACGACCUGUCAGACCCAUUUAGUGUAUAACUCUGUAGCAGCCAGAAAAUCUACCUCUACAUCAGAACAGCUGACAGCACAGGACUUCUGGAGACUAAGACAUGCCCAGAUGAAGGAGGCUUCUGUCCUGAAGUAUGGGGAUACAGUAGAAGGUCCAGGUUGGGACUCCACCAUCACUGCCAUGACAGCCGCUGCCAUCAAGUUUGAACUUCUCUUCACUUCAUGUCAGAACAUUGCUAAGCUGGACCUGUCCAUUAAGGAGAGUGGGGAGGGACCACAGGAUAACAAGGGAGGGGCGUUUAUCCUGUACAACUGUGCACGGCUGGCCACACUCUUCAAACACUACCAAGAGGAUGUACAAGCGGGUGUGUAUCCAGAUCUUCCAGACAUCAGUAGUGUGGACUUCUCACUUCUUAAGGAAGAGGAGGAGUGGGAACUCCUGUUUAACUUCCUCCUGCCAUAUCCUGACCUGGUACAGGGGACUGUAGGGGACAUCAGCAACACAAGGGCUAAGAUACUCACUCAUCAGGUGUGCAGUUUCCUGAUUGCCCUGAGUCGAGACCUGAGCUCUUACUACAGGAGGGUGAGAGUACUGUUGGAGCCGAGGGUUCACCUGUUGCCUGUGAUGUUUGCCAGACUCCACCUUCUGAAGGGCGUCCAGCAGGUCAUGCAUAAUGGACUGUCCCUACUGGGGAUACAACCCUUAGCACAGAUGUGAUGCAAAAUGGACCACCCCCAAAGGCAAAGAGUGGUGUGUCCUCAUCACCUUGCACAGAGUUGUGAUCCAUGCCAUGAUUUGCUAUCUCUGAAAAUGGUGGAUCACUUGCGGCACCUAGGGUUUUCAAGAGAAACUGCAGGUCACCUGCCCUUUAUGUUCAUGUGGUCAACUUGGUAAAUACAUGUAGAUUUAGAGUAAACACAAAACCACAAACUUAACCAAAUGAAUAAACAAAGACUUCUAAUAUACAGUGCGAUUUCAUGAAGUACAGGUAUUUAUCUUUAUAGGCAUGUUUUCUUUCAAUUUUAUUUCUUUUUGAAUGAUAGAAAAAACACAUGGCUGUGUGGGAGGAAAGAUGUUCUCAGACACUAAACACCAGCAGUCAGACAGAGACAUUGGGCCAUCAGGGUCGGAGAACGCUAUGAUCUUUCCUCCUAAUAUCCGUUUCCAUAACCUGUCAGCAACAUAAACAAGUGUCCAUAGGCGACAAUUCUCCGUGAAGUAGAGUUCUAGGCAGUCCUUCAAGAUCGAAGCAUUUUGAU
This is a messenger RNA of Branchiostoma belcheri (Belcher's lancelet), 2324 nucleotides long. RefSeq names its product DALR anticodon-binding domain-containing protein 3-like. The transcript is spliced from 14 exons. NCBI's taxonomy places the organism in Eukaryota, Metazoa, Chordata, Leptocardii, Amphioxiformes, Branchiostomatidae. Bases 1 to 1782 code for a protein of 593 amino acids. Gene Ontology annotation, biological process: arginyl-tRNA aminoacylation; tRNA C3-cytosine methylation. The record is from RefSeq and is a predicted model, not a curated record. Gene Ontology annotation, molecular function: ATP binding; tRNA binding; arginine-tRNA ligase activity.